Papaver somniferum (opium poppy) is the source of this 1157-nucleotide messenger RNA. Its product is annotated as celestoxin-like. The coding region runs from base 95 to 835 and encodes 246 amino acids. The record is from RefSeq and is a predicted model, not a curated record. Lineage: Eukaryota; Viridiplantae; Streptophyta; Magnoliopsida; Ranunculales; Papaveraceae. The transcript has 2 exons.
UAGCAUUGUUAUGGAUACCCUACAGUUACUCAUACAUUCCAUCAUCUAUCCAACUAAGCUAUCUUCUCUUUGAUAGCCACUUAGAUAAUCAGAAAUGGCAACGAGCAUUAGCUUUCUUGUUAUGAUAAUGAUGACAGCGUCAAUGGUGGUCGACGCAAGGCAUUUGCUAGCUAACACUGGUGGUCUCGGGGAUACCACUGGUGGCUUGCUCGGGAAUACCAACCCAGGUGGCUUGCUCGGUGACAAGAACACUGGCGGAGCAAACUUGCUCGGGAACAGCAACACAGGUGGUAUAAAUGUACUUGGAGGCAGCAAUACAAAAGGUGUAAAUCUAUUGGGGAACAGCAAUACUGGUGGUGCAAAUCUACUUGGAGAUAGCAACACGGGCUCCUUAGCUGCGCUUGGUAACAGCAACACGGGUGGUGUAAAUGGGCUUGUGGACAGUAAAAUAGGUGGCUUACCUGUACCUGAAGUGCCUGUGGUGGGUGGCGCAUUGCCUACUUUGCCCAACCUACCUGUUGGAGGUGGCACACCUUUGCCUAAUGUAGGUGCAUUGCCAAAUUUGCCCAACCUACCUGUUGGAGGUGUCACACCAUUGCCUACUUUGCCCAACCUACCUGUGGUGGGUGGCGCAUUGCCCACUUUGCCCAAUAUGCCCAACCUACCUGUUGGAGGUGGCACACCUUUGCCUAAUGUAGGUGCAUUGCCAAAUUUGCCCAAUGUGCCUAAUGUAGGUGCAUUGCCAAAUUUGCCCAGUGUCCCUAAUGUAGGUGCAUUGCCGGUAGGUGGCACAACUUUACCCGUGGUAGGUGGCAUAGUUGGGCCCCACCCAUAAGAUGUGUUUGAACGCGAGUAGCAUGUGCGUAGGUAGGUGCAUUACGUUCUCUUGCCGCUUCUCAGUGGAGCUGGAAAUAAGAGAGAGGCAAAAGUAAGAAAGAAACGGUUCUUAACAGAGCACAAUUCCUUAUUAACAACCUAUGACGUGCGUGUUACAUGUAAUUAUGUUAUACUAUGGUUUGAUGAUCACUGUUCUUUAUAUUCCUUCAGUUAAUUUGUAGCAGUAUCUUGGUAAAAGACUGCACUGAACAAUGUCUUAAUUUGGAGUUCUUACAUUUUCCGUUGUAAUAUUAUUAUGAAUUUCCUUUCUCCUUUUAGCA